Abrus precatorius (Indian licorice) is the source of this 540-nucleotide messenger RNA. RefSeq lists its product as uncharacterized. Bases 79 to 339 code for a protein of 86 amino acids. NCBI's taxonomy places the organism in Eukaryota, Viridiplantae, Streptophyta, Magnoliopsida, Fabales, Fabaceae. The transcript has a single exon. The record is from RefSeq and is a predicted model, not a curated record.
CGGUAUGCUAAAAGAAUAAAUCGACCUCUACUUAGAUCGUACAUAAAAAUUUAAGCAUAUAUAGUUCAUAUAUAGUCCAUGGCUGACCUUCAACAAAAACUUGAUGCUCUCAAGGGUCUUGUUGGUGUGCUUAAUAGCAUAGAAGAGGAUGAACCUCAAAAUGGAACGCCACCCAAUAAUCCCAAUGUCAAUGGUCCUGCUCCUAUGCCUGGAAGGAAUCGCUCUUUCGGAAAAUAUAACAACACUGGCAAUCAGAAGAUUAAGGGUCUGAGUAAUCAAACAGGCUUCACCAAAGGCAACGCUAAUGGAGCCAUCAACUUUGGCAGUUUAAAUGUGUAAGUCACUCCAAAGUCAAAAGGAAUAACACGAUGUAUGAAGCUGCAGUCAGUUCUUGAAAUACAUAAAUAAUCGUGUUACGUAUUUAGAAUAAGGGCUUUGCAGUUUGCGCGGCUCCAAUAUGUUCAGCUGUUUUAUUAUAUAUAUACGAGACAUCUUUUAUUAACAGAAACAAUAAUAUAUCAGCUUUGCUAAAUUUUCAUA